AUGGUGGUCUUCAACGGGCAGCUGAGGAUCAAGAUCCGCGAGGCUCUGGACCUCAAACCCACAGCUUGGUCCUUGCGUCACGCCGUCGGUCCCAAGACGCAGACCUUCCUCCUGGACACGUACAUCGCCCUGAACGUGGACGACUCCCGCGUAGGCCAGACCUCCACCAAGCAGAAGACCAACAGCCCCACGUGGAACGACGAGUUCACCACGGAGGUCCACGACGGCCGCAAGAUAGAGCUAUCCGUCUUCCACGACGCGCCCAUUGGCUACGACGACUUCGUGGCCAACUGCAUCAUCCAGUUCGAGGACAUCCUGCAGAACGGCAGCAAGCACUUUGAGGACUGGAUUGACCUGGAGCCAGAGGGGAAGGUCUAUGUUAUUAUUGACCUAUCAGGAUCUUCCAGUGAAGCUGCAGCAGGCUCUGCCGAAAAUGAGGAGCGCGUGUUUCGGCAGCGGAUGCGUCCCAGGAAGCGUCAGGGCGCCGUCCGCCGGAGAGUUCACCAAGUCAACGGACACAAGUUCAUGGCCACCUACCUGAGACAGCCCACAUACUGCUCGCACUGCAGGGACUUCAUCUGGGGGGUUUUAGGAAAGCAGGGAUACCAGUGUCAAGUGUGUACCUGCGUGGUCCAUAAACGCUGCCAUGAGCUGAUCAUUACCAAAUGUGCUGGCAUGAAGAAGCAGGAUGACGCUGUUGGGGAGGUGGGGUCUCAGAGGUUCAGCGUCAAUGUCCCGCACAAGUUCAGCAUCCACAACUUUAAAGUUCUCACCUUCUGCGACCACUGUGGGUCUCUGCUGUGGGGUCUGAUGCGACAGGGACUCCAGUGUAAAGUGUGUAAAGUAAAUGUGCACAGGCGCUGUGAGAGUAACGUAGCUCCAAACUGUGGCGUGGAUGCCAGAGGGAUCGCCAAAGUCCUGUCUGACCUCGGAGUCACGCCAGACAAGAUCUCCAACAGCGCCCAGAGACGGAAAAAGCUUACUCAGGCUCAGGAUCCUCAGCAGCCGUUAUCAGGGAUGCCUCAGACAGAAGACGAUCGCUCAAGGUCUGCCCCGACUUCCCCGUGUGAUCAGGAUGUGAAGGAGCUGGAGAACAUCCGGAAGGCUCUGUCAUUUGACCACCGCGGAGAGGAGCACAAAACACACCAACUGUCUUCCUCCUCAUCUGUGGACACAGUCACGUGUGACACACACACAGGAGGUGAUGGAAACAGCGUCGGCCAGGAAGGCGAAGAAAGUCAGGCGAACGGCGAGGUCAAAAGUCACAGCGCUCCAGAGACCAAGAGGAUGAACCUGCAUGACUUUGUGUUUAUCAAAGUUCUGGGGAAAGGAAGCUUUGGAAAGGUAAUGCUGGCGGAGAUGAAGGGCACGGACGAGGUUUAUGCCGUCAAAGUGCUGAAGAAAGAUGUGAUCCUGCAGGACGACGACGUGGACUGCACCAUGACUGAGAAACGCAUCCUAGCGCUGGCCAGGAAACACCCCUACCUGACACAGCUCUUCUGCUGCUUCCAGACUAAAGACCGCUUGUUCUUCGUGAUGGAGUACGUAAAUGGAGGUGACCUGAUGUUUCAGAUCCAGCGAUCGAGGAAGUUCGAUGAGGCGCGAUCUCGUUUUUAUGCCGCCGAGGUGACAUCUGCCCUGAUGUUCCUGCACCGACACGGAGUUAUUUACAGAGACUUAAAGCUGGACAACAUACUGUUGGAUGCUGAGGGUCACUGUAAGCUGGCAGACUUUGGGAUGUGUAAGGAGGGAAUCCUCAAUGGAGUCACCACCACCACCUUCUGUGGGACGCCAGACUACAUCGCUCCUGAGAUCCUCCAGGAGCUGGAUUAUGGUCCGUCAGUGGACUGGUGGGCGCUGGGCGUGCUGAUGUACGAGAUGAUGGCCGGACAGCCACCAUUUGAGGCCGAUAACGAAGACGACCUGUUUGAGUCCAUCCUCCACGAUGACGUACUCUAUCCGGUUUGGCUCAGCAAGGAGGCCGUGUCCAUUCUGAGAGCGUUCAUGACAAAGAGCCCUAACAAGCGUCUGGGCUGUGUGGUGGCACAGGGUCUGGAGGAGGCCAUUAAACUCCACCCGUUCUUUAGAGAGAUCGACUGGACGCUACUGGAGCAGAGGAAGAUCAGACCACCUUUCAAACCUCGCAUCAAAACCAAAAGGGACGUCAAUAACUUUGACCAAGAUUUUACCCGUGAAGAACCUGUUCUGACGCCUGUUGAAGAGAGCAUCAUCAAGCAGAUCAACCAAGAUGAGUUCAAAGGAUUCUCCUACUUUGGGGACAAGACUGAAACCUAGACACACAAACACACACACACAAGCACACACACACACAUACACACACAGACAUGUAACAUUAACCACAAGCACCACACCGCACCUGAAAAAUGUUCAAAGACACAGUAUUUAAAGAAACACAGCCUCCUGAACUGCUCCAGAUUCUGAUCACUCCAGGAAUUAUACUAAACCAUUUGUAUUACUCGUUAUGGUUUCUGUGCUCUUGUUGUUCGUCCAUUUGUCCUUAUCCCAUUGAACUCAAGCAGCAUGCAAGUGCAGGUCAGUUACUGUAAGAAGUGACCCGAUGCUCCUUCAGAUGGUCCGGAUGUGUUUUAAAAGCAGGCGGGGGCUUUGGACGAAACUGAACUGAAGUAGAUGCAAAGGCGAGGUCAUGUUCUGUGUGAGUGUGUGCGCGUGUGUGUGUGUGUGAGAGUGAGAGAAAAAAAUAUAAUGUGCGUACAACUGUGCAUGCAUGUGUUGUCAUUUCUUUACAUAAUGUGCUGCGUCCUGUGUCUCAGUGUUUUAAGAGUGUUUUUUUCUUCCCUACAUGUGUAUGUAAAUGAAAAAAAAAAAAAUAGAACAUUAUUGAACCAGUUAUUGUAUUUAAACAUGAAAUAUCUUGAAAAAUAUUUUAUUCAUUAUGAAAAGAGUUGUGGUGAUAAAGGAGGUGUGAGAAAGAUUUUUCUGAUGAAAUCACGACGAUGUUGAAAGUUUAGUCUCAGUAUUUGUCAGUGUGUUAUUACUUUAAAUAAUAACCUGAGAAGAGGCACCACUGGAGUGACACUUUGGCAUUUUAAAUUUGAGUUCAGCCCUAUCUCAGCAGUUCUGCUGUGCUCCGUCUCUCUCCUUCGUUCAGCUUCUUAGAACAUUGACGUUUCAGUUCCUCAUUAAAAACCAAAUGGUACCACAAAUGGUACUACAGUAGCGUCCUACUGGGAGUGUUUCGAUGAGGUUUGCUUACAGUGUUAACAAGCUGUUUUGCAUAUAACGUGAUACUUGACAUGGAGACACUUGUCUAGUAAAGCCAAAUAACAAGCUGAAUCAGAAAUGUCCCGGGGUGCCCUUUAAAAAGACGACUUUUUAUUUUAGCUGAAGUGCUCGUUACUGAUUCUCUCAUUGCACCUUGUGGAGCAAAAUCUUCCUGGGUCAGCUCCUUAAAUACCUUUAUGACCAAGUUAUCCUUGAAAUGCCUUGUGUGUGUGUGUGUGCGUGCGUGUGUGCGCGUGCGUGCGCGUGCGUGUACAGUAACUGUGUUAUCAGUGAAUGUACUGGACCUACUGUCUCUAACAUGACAAACCAAACUCCCGUGACUCCACAGGAAGGUCGAGGAUCAUACACAGAGGAGAAUGUGUUCACACUGAAUGUGUUCAACUGAAUGUAUUUGCUCUGCAGUGUGUGUGUGUGUGUGUGUGUGUGGAGAGCCCUCUUCCUCUUAUCAAGUUGUAUUUUUUUAUUUAAAACAUCUUUUUGUUGUUGUUGAGUUGUUUUUACUGGAUUGUCUCGUUCUUCUUGUUGUUUUUGGUUAUUUUUUUUUUAGAAAUCUUUAGGUUUUUAUGCGAUAGAUUUCAGUGAGAAUCACCUGAUCGGACCCUCGUCUCCUGCACAGCAUAAACAUGGAGGUAAAAAAUAAAUAAAUAAAGGCUUCAAAUAAGGUUUUGCUCCAUGCUGCAGGUUGAUAACUUUAUGGCAAAUUGAAAGGAUAUCCAAAAAUGUUCAAGAAAAAAAAACUCCAAGUGCAAUACUCAUUUUGUUCUUAAAAUCGUUUUGCUCCUUUUCCUUCCUUUGUUGCUUUGUUUGAGGAGAAGUGCAGCAGGUUCAGGUCACAGAGAAGCGAGAAUUAUUCAACACCUUUUCUCACAAACCGUUAAGUAAGCAGUUCAGUGCCGGUUCCUCUUACAUAUGCAGUAUGAAUGUAAUUGAUGAAACGUGUUUGCCAAAAAUAAAUGUUGUCAAGAGCAGUCAGUGCAGAAAGUAGCGUGAUAUUAUGAGACACAUUUUUCAGGAAAAAACAAAUGGCUGCAGGCUUUAGGUGCUUUUUUUUUUUUUUUUUCUCCUUAUAUGACUUUAAAAACACGGCGGUUUCAGGUUUAAUCUUUAUUAAAGUCUCUCCAAUACUGGCAAUUUGGCUGCAGCACAACAGCAGAACAAAUCCAUAUAUAAAAAAUGAGAAGGCGACGCACGGCAAAGUUUUGAAGUCGAUAAAUGUUUUAAAAUCUGCCUUCAGAUCCUAUAAAAUAAAGAUACAUUUUUUUGAAACAUAAUAGUCUAAUUGUGCCCAAUCAUCAGUGUUCUGGUGAGUGACUCUGAGGCAUGUUUAACAGAAGUGAGGGCAGAUAAAGGCGCUAAUGAACGCACCAGAAACUAAAAUUUAAAGGGGGCUCGUUAAAUAGACUAAUAACUGCAGCGUGCCUACACAGUGUAAUUAAUGGGUAACUAAUUAUGCAUCACAGAUCCUAAAUAAGGACUCAUUCACUACUAGUUGGAGCAAAUCUGAGCUCUUCUCGAGGCUCGGCCCCAAGUGCAUGCUUCAUGUUGAGCUGCUGUAUGAGUAAAUGUGCAAACUUCCAACACAAAUUUAAGGGAAUGUGCAACACUGGAGCACGUGGAGGUCACAGGAGUUGAUAUUCAUAAUGUGUCCCGUACAAGCUGUGGACAUCAGCAUCUUUCUAAACUCACCGUGGUGAUCGUUUUUAAUGGCUUGUAGUUUUAAUUUUAUUCCUAUUCAAAAUGAUUGUUCAUGAAUUAAAUAAACAUCAUUCAUUUAUUAAACCUAGAAAGGAUUUUCAGAGAUGAACUAAACACAAUUCAAAUAAAAAAAUAAGAACAAAUGAGUGAAUGAAAAAAGGAAGGUGGAUGGGGUGAGGUUUACAGGGCUGUUACCUUAAAGCCUGCCCCGCAGGAGCAGCCUCCAUUGGGGGAUGUCUGCAGGUAUAGAUGGGUCUUGGAUUUAUAACUCGCAACAGAACGACAACUUUACAGCAAAAAAUGGCUGCAAAAAAGUAAUCAUCAUGUCAUUAUAAAACCAAAACUGCAAUUCAAAUAAAAGUCCAGUUUUAGUUUCCUAACGUUCAGCAAACAGCUGUCACCCUGAGAUUUUGAGUGCUGUGUGAGAAAGCAUUAUGACUGGAGUGAGACUGGAGCCGGGAAUAAACCGCAGCAGACCGUGCCCACUGAAGACAGUGUUUCCACCAGACAUGAGCAGCGUGUUACAAAAGCAUCCCAGAAGUGGCUUUUUGCUCUAUUUUUGACUGAAGCUGCAUCAGGUAGCAUAGAGUGGAAGAAGAAGGCAGGGAGUCGGAUGCAUUAAUUAAGCCCCCGUUCAGGCUAAACACUUUGUUUAUGAAAUGCUCGGGCAUGUUUCAGGACUGAUGCUGCAUUUUUGGGGGGGGGGGGGACCAGUACUGAUGCCAGUCAGUCGGAGCUGCUCUGCUGGACCAACUGUGUGAUGACAGCAUUUAUAAAUCUCACUAAGCAUCUUUUAUGCUUUAUGUUUUUAUGGACUAAAAUUAAGAAAAAAGAAAUCAACUAAUAUCAGCUGAUGCAUCGGUCAGACUCCAAUGACAACACAAUACUUUUCCUACAAAGUCCAUUUGAUCCAGUGCAAACAAGUCACAUAUGAAAGCAAUUUAUGGGAGUUGUGUUCUAUUUUUAUUCAUGUGCAGAGAACAUUGUAACAAGUUACCUGUCCUCUUAUCAGCUAUGCCAAAUGAGUUAUCAUGUAAAGUCCAAGAAUAGCACAAGAGGCAGCACCGUUCAUGUAGCAGUAAAAACACAUCACGUGCUGUAGCAGCAGUAUUAUGAGCUGAAGAUGCAUUACUGUAAACACAGCAGAUCAGUCGCUUAACACGAGACUAAACGUCAUGCUGAGCUGUCCAACUUUUUGAUGUUCUCUUUUCUGUUGCAAGUUUGUUUAGUCUUUCAUUUGGGGGAAAAAAAAAAAAAAAACAAAAGUCCCACUACAACCAGAAAGGGACGUCCAGUCCUUCAAGUCCUAAAUGCCAAAUGCCGUUUCCAACAAAAACAUCUCUGACGUAGGAAACUCCCUUUCAUUGGUUCUCACACCGGUGACGGACGCAGUCGGAGAUAAGUGUAACACACGGAGGCACGCCGCCCAUUUCAAACAGUGGAUACAGUAUUAUGAUGCGUACAGCGUCAGACGUUCAUCUUCCCGCAGAGUGUUACUGUGUGUUUAUGGGGUUUUUGUUGGUUUGUUUGUUUGCAGUCCCUGUAUUUGUGAAGCUCUGUCUGUACAUUUUGUUCAUUGAUGAAUAAUUUCCACGCUCUUCAUGUGUGUUUGUUGAUAGAUUUUAUUGUCCUAUAGAGCUUUUACGUGCCAAAUGUACUGUAUUUAAAAGGAUGUG
Archocentrus centrarchus (flier cichlid) is the source of this 6635-nucleotide messenger RNA. RefSeq names its product protein kinase C epsilon type-like. Gene Ontology annotation, molecular function: diacylglycerol-dependent serine/threonine kinase activity; ATP binding. The transcript has 15 exons. The coding region runs from base 1 to 2295 and encodes 764 amino acids. The record is from RefSeq and is a predicted model, not a curated record. Gene Ontology annotation, biological process: protein phosphorylation. Lineage: Eukaryota; Metazoa; Chordata; Actinopteri; Cichliformes; Cichlidae.